CUUAACUGUUCAUCGGUUGACUGUCUUCUUGAGAAAUACUACUUAUCAACUGUGUACUCACUAGAGUUUAUAUUUGGCAUUCUUGGGAAUGGCGUUGUAAUGUUUGGCUAUAUCUUUUGUAUGAAGAAAUGGACCAGCGGAAGUAUCUACCUCUUUAAUCUGUGUUUGUCAGACUUCGCCUUCCUCUGCACGCUCCCUCUAUUGAUUGAAAGUUAUGCCAAUGGACGCUGGAUCUUUAAUGAGAUCUUGUGCUACAGCAACAGAUACCUACUUCAUGCCAACCUGUACACCAGCAUCCUCUUCCUCACCUUCAUCAGUAUUGAUCGUUACCUGCUUAUCAAGUGCCCUUUUAAAGACCACAUAAUGCAGAAGAAACUUAUGGCAGUCACCAUAUCUGUUGGCAUUUGGUUUGUAGUUAUGUUAGAGAUUUCUCCAAUUCUAUUCUUCAUAGAACUGCGUAAUAACAGCCAGUGUCUCAGCUAUGGGAGCUCUGGGAUGGCCUCAUCCAGUCUCAUCUACAGUGUUUGCCUUAGCGUCACUGGCUUCCUCAUCCCUCUCUGUACCAUGUGUUUGUUCUACAGGAAAAUUGUUUCUUUUCUCAGGACCAGGAAUCAGCUGCUUACAACAUCCUUUUCUCUUGAGAAACCUCUUACUUUAGUGUAUGUGGCUUUGAUUGUGUUUUUUAUCCUUUUCACCCCAUAUCACAUCAUGAGAAAUGUAAGGAUCGCCUCGCGAAUGGAGGACUGGAAGCUGAGUAAGGAGACAAUGAUCAUCAUCAAUUCCAUUUAUGUCAUUACACGCCCCAUUGCAUUUCUAAAUAGUGUAAUAAACCCUGUGUUCUACUUUCUUAUGGGGGACAAUUUUAGGGAAAUGUUGUUGGCAAGGGUUCAGAACAUUCUUCGGGUAAUAAAAUGUCAAUGUGCCUAUAAAUUCAGCUCUAGUCAUCAGGAAACUAGAGACUAUAGCAGAGAGUCAUAUCAAUAG
Molecule: messenger RNA, 984 nt
Organism: Staurois parvus
Lineage: Eukaryota; Metazoa; Chordata; Amphibia; Anura; Ranidae
Source: the annotation of a GenBank genome assembly